Lolium rigidum is the source of this 1911-nucleotide messenger RNA. RefSeq names its product neutral/alkaline invertase 3, chloroplastic-like. Gene Ontology annotation, cellular component: chloroplast. The record is from RefSeq and is a predicted model, not a curated record. Lineage: Eukaryota; Viridiplantae; Streptophyta; Magnoliopsida; Poales; Poaceae. Gene Ontology annotation, molecular function: sucrose alpha-glucosidase activity; endo-alpha-N-acetylgalactosaminidase activity. Gene Ontology annotation, biological process: sucrose catabolic process. The coding region runs from base 1 to 1764 and encodes 587 amino acids. The transcript has 6 exons.
AUGGCGAUCGCGGCAGUGGCCGCGCUGCUGCCGCUGCACAUCGGAUGCUCCGACGCGGCUCCCCGGCGUCCCGCUAGUUCCCUCAGAGCCCAUCCGCGGAAGGGCGGAAUCAGUGGGAGGCGGCGGAACCCGCCGUGCGCCGCCAGCUCGCUGCAUCCCGGCAGCAACCCGAGAGCGCACCACCAUGAUCCCGCCCCCAAAGCCCCCGGCGUCGGCGACGUUGGCGGGGUGAGGGGCUUGAACAGCGGCGCCACCGCCAAGCCCGAUCACGCGCCGCCAAGCCAGAGGAGGCGCGCCCCGCGCGACGUGGAGGAGGAGGCGUGGGCGCUCCUCCGGGAGUCGGUGGUGAGCUACUGCGGCAGCCCCGUGGGCACCAUCGCCGCGUGCGACCCCAACGACGCCAGCCCGCUCAACUACGACCAGGUCUUCAUCCGGGACUUCGUGCCCUCCGGCAUCGCCUUCCUGCUCAAGGGGGAACACGAAAUCGUCCGCAACUUCAUCCUCCACACGCUCCAGCUCCAGAGCUGGGAGAAAACAAUUGACUGUCAUAGCCCAGGCCAAGGGUUAAUGCCGGCUAGUUUCAAGGUGCGUGUUGUUCCACUUGAUGGCGGCGACGACGGUGCGACUGAGGAAGUCUUGGAUCCUGACUUUGGGGAGGCUGCUAUAGGCCGUGUGGCACCAGUUGAUUCAGGUUUGUGGUGGAUCAUACUACUGAGGGCAUAUGGAAAAUGUUCAGGGGACCUCUCAUUCCACGAGAGAGUGGAUGUCCAGACUGGAAUAAAACUGAUCUUGAAGCUCUGCUUAGCUGAUGGGUUUGACAUGUUCCCCACGUUGCUAGUCACUGAUGGCUCCUGCAUGAUGGACCGUCGAAUGGGUAUCCAUGGACACCCGCUGGAAAUUCAGGCUCUGUUCUAUUCAGCCCUCUUGUCUGCACGUGAGAUGCUUACCCCAGAAGAUGGAUCGGCUGACUUGAUCCGUGCCCUAAAUAGCAGGCUUAUGGCACUCUCUUUCCAUAUUAGGGAGUAUUAUUGGCUUGAAAAGAGAAAGCUAAAUGAAAUCUAUAGAUACAAAACAGAAGAAUAUUCUUAUGAUGCCGUCAACAAGUUUAACAUAUAUCCCGAUCAGAUUCCUCCCUGGCUAGUUGAAUGGAUCCCUCCGAAAGGGGGUUAUUUCAUCGGAAACCUGCAACCAGCUCACAUGGAUUUCCGAUUCUUUUCUCUAGGGAACUUGUGGUCUAUAGUAAGCAGUUUGGCAACAGCUGAUCAAUCUCAUGCUAUUCUGGAUCUAGUGGAAGCAAAAUGGUCUGAUCUUGUGGCAGAGAUGCCAAUGAAGAUAUGUUAUCCUGCUCUUGAGGAUCAAGAGUGGAAAUUUAUUACUGGGAGCGACCCUAAAAAUACACCUUGGUCAUACCAUAAUGGAGGUUCCUGGCCAACAUUGUUGUGGCAGCUCACGGUGGCAUGCAUCAAGAUGAACCGGCCCGAGAUCGCGGCAAGAGCUGUGGAGGUGGCUGAAAGCCGUAUUUCCACGGAUAAAUGGCCCGAAUACUACGAUACCAAGCGUGGGCGGUUCAUUGGCAAGCAGGCCAGGUUAUUCCAAACUUGGUCCAUUGCCGGCUUCCUUGUGGCCAAACUGCUGCUAGAAAAUCCUGAAAAAUCUAGAAUACUCUGGAACAACGAAGAUGAGGAAAUUCUUAAUGCUUUGAGUCUGAUGACUGGUCCAUCCAGUCCGAAGAGGAAGCGUGGCAGGAAGACCUAUAUUGUGUAAGUCCAACAGCAGUUCUAACCUCUAGGAUUUCAUGGAUGUUCCAUUUAGUUAUGUAAGAAUCGUCCACAUACCACUAGAUUUGUACAUAUUAAAGUGGAUGUUGUAGAGGAAAUGCCCAUUUUGAGAUGCUAUCAUGCUGUUCUAGUG